Molecule: messenger RNA, 653 nt
Organism: Mangifera indica (mango)
Lineage: Eukaryota; Viridiplantae; Streptophyta; Magnoliopsida; Sapindales; Anacardiaceae
Product: 60S acidic ribosomal protein P1-like
Exons: 4
Coding region: 171-506 (111 amino acids)
Biological process (GO): translational elongation; cytoplasmic translation
Cellular component (GO): cytosolic large ribosomal subunit; ribosome
Molecular function (GO): structural constituent of ribosome; protein kinase activator activity; ribonucleoprotein complex binding
Source: RefSeq, a predicted model, not a curated record
AAGUCGGCAGCUCCAUAUGGUGUCGGAUGGCCCGUCAAGCAAUGUCAAAGCCCAAACCUAAUUGACUGUGUCUUUAAAACUCGCACAAACCCAACCCUAAGCCUAGCAUUGCUUCGCAUCAAGCGGCACAGAGCAGCCAGUAGCGGACAUUUCCUCAGUCAAAUCAAAAGAUGUCGGUCGCAGAGCUUGCUUGCACUUACGCUUGUUUGGCCCUCCAUGAUGAUGGUAUCGCCAUCACUGCAGAGAAGAUUGCACAGUUGGUGAAAGCAUCUAAUAUUACCGUUGAAUCUUACUGGCCUAGUUUGUUUGCCAAACUCGCCCAGAAGCGUAGCAUUGAUGAGCUUGUUCUGAAUGUGGGUGCUGGUGGUGGUGGUGCUCCAGCUGCUGUUGCCACCCCUGCUGGAGGUGCUGGUGGGGCUGCUGCCACUGCUCCUCCACCAGAGGAGAAGAAGGAGGAGCCCAAGGAAGAGAGUGAUGAUGAUAUGGGAUUCAGUUUGUUUGAUUAGGAGCUCCUUUCAGUAUGUUUUGGUCAUCAUCCUAAAUAUAAUUUACAUUCAGAUGUUUUAGUUUUUUUUGGUUUUUGGUUUAAUGUAUGGAUAAUUGUGAGCAAACUAAUUUUGACGAUUAAUUUGGAUUUUGAUUAUUGUGUUUGA